AUCAAUCAACUUCUCUAAAACAUGGCGUUCUGCGGUGGAAUUGAUACAAAAUUAUGGAGAAAUGGGCCAAUCCCGGGUGCUUUUUACAACUUUCCAGGUGGAAAAACUGAAGUUUAUGAGGAUCCUGCAAAAUAUACCUUGUCACCCAUGGUAACUGGUUCAUCGGUACUGGGAAUGAAGUUCAAUGGUGGUGUUCUAAUAGCUGCUGAUAUGCUGGGAUCCUAUGGCUCUUUAGCAAGAUUCCGAAAUAUAUCUAGACUCACAACAGUAGGAAACAAUACAGCUUUGGGGGCAGCCGGAGACUAUGCAGACUUCCAGUAUCUCAAGGAAAGAUUGGAACAGAAUAUUAUAUAUAAUGAGUGUCUGAAUGAUGGCCACUCAGACACACCAGCCUCCGUAUUCUCCUGGUUAACCCGUGUGAUGUAUUACAGAAGGUCACAGUUCAACCCUCUCUGGAACACUGUGGUUGUUGGUGGUGUUCACAAUGGAGAAUCUUUUCUAGGUUACGUCGAUAAAAUUGGCACAGCAUACGAAAGUGACACAGCAGCGUGUGGAUUUGGGGCUUACAUUGCAUUGCCUAUGAUGAGAGAUGCGUUUGAGAAGAAUCCCAAUAUGUCAGAAGCAGAAGCAAAAGCAGUUUUAGAAAGAUGCUUACGAGUAUUAUUCUACAGAGAUGCAAGAUCAUUUAAUAAGUAUGAGAUUGCAGUUGUAACAGCAGAAGGGGCAAGGAUUGAACAGCCAGCAUCAGCGUCAACAAAUUGGGAAAUAGCUGACAUGGUUGAGGGGUAUGAAUGAUAUCUCUUCAUCUGCAAUGUACUAAUUUUGGAAGUUGAUCUUUAUCUCAAGAAACAAGCCAAGAAUGUGACAAAUUUAGUAAUGGAGAUCAUCACUAUAUAGUUUUGUUUUUGCCUUUUAUGUGCAUCCAUCAAUUUCGCCAAAGUGAUACAAUUAUAGAAUAUUUUUUCACAGCCUAUAUAAAUGUCAACAUUAAGUCAUGUCAUUUUCUAUGAGACAUUUAUUAUAAACGGUUUAAGAUAAAAAUUUUUUUUUUCUGUUAUUCAAUAUUAAAGCAGUAUGUUUGCUGCCUUUAACUUUUGCUUUAUAUGAUGCUCAAAUGUAACUUGUAUUCAGUGCAACCUACUGGCUAAUUAAGUCUCAUUGGAACACCAUGUCCACAAAGCAGAAAUGAAUUUCUUCUGGACACUUAAUGUCUGACACUACAGACAAUAUAUAUUGUAUAAUUACUUUUAAUUGUGUUUAAUAAUAGGUAUUUUAUAAAGGCGACUACCAAUAAUUUAUAAUUUAUUCAACAUUUAUUGCUCAACUUGGAUGU
Molecule: messenger RNA, 1333 nt
Organism: Anneissia japonica
Lineage: Eukaryota; Metazoa; Echinodermata; Crinoidea; Comatulida; Comatulidae
Product: proteasome subunit beta type-4-like
Exons: 7
Coding region: 22-795 (257 amino acids)
Cellular component (GO): proteasome core complex
Source: RefSeq, a predicted model, not a curated record